Messenger RNA from Stylophora pistillata, 3242 nucleotides. RefSeq names its product galanin receptor type 1-like. Gene Ontology annotation, biological process: G protein-coupled receptor signaling pathway. NCBI's taxonomy places the organism in Eukaryota, Metazoa, Cnidaria, Anthozoa, Scleractinia, Pocilloporidae. The record is from RefSeq and is a predicted model, not a curated record. Gene Ontology annotation, cellular component: plasma membrane. Gene Ontology annotation, molecular function: G protein-coupled receptor activity.
CCUGUUAGCGUCCUUUCCACGGAAAAGUGGUUCCUGUUAGAAGUUAUUUUUGUAAGUGUGCAUAGCUCAAAUUACUGGUGUGACCUGAGGCAAGUUAUUUAUCCAGAAUCUGAAAGUUUACUUAACCGGGGGGCUUCGAUUUUGCCUAUUUUCUUGACACCGCCGUGUUAUUUAGAGCACAGCUAAUCUGCAGAAGAUAAUUUCUAUCUUCCUUAUUGCAUUCUCAACCGCCUAGGAGACUUCAUUGCUAAUAAUCCUCCACUUUUCACAGGGGUCUUUUGUUCUUUUCUAUUCUAAGGUAAUCCAGUAUUUUCUGGCUUUGUUUUGCUGUGUUGUUUUCGGUUUGACGCUAAUAUGGCUGAGUAAUUUUGAUAUAAAUGUAAAAGUUAAGCCUACGGAAAGGUGCUCUUAUUGUCAAAGCGUGCACUGGUAAUUUGUAACGCGAUGCUCAACCUCAAAUAUGGCGGAAAUGUGAUGAUGAAUGCCUUGGAUUUUCGCGUUCAUAGCGACUGAGUCACUAAGUCACAGCUAAUUAGAUCCUUCCCAUUAUGCCUGCCGGCAAUACCUUAGUGUCAGAAAUUUAAAUAUUACUUCCAAUUCGUUUAUCGUCGAUCAGCUUCUUUCCUAUCCAUUAGAGCAACAUUGUCAUUCAAAUGACACAACCAGUUAUUACUCUAGCGAGGGAACAAAAUGCUAACCUCUGUCAUUGCUUUAAACAACAAACCACGCGGCGCUGUUACUGAUAUUCCGUGUCAGGUAUCGGCUCUAUUUAUUUCAAAUUUUAUUUUGGGCCCUGUUCGUAACUUUACACUACGUCACCGUGACUUUCGUAGGACCAUCCGUCAGAAGUUAAUCAGUCUUCGCUCGUCAGUCUUCCGAAGUACGUGAAGUACACACUACACCAGUUAAUUGAGACGCUAUAGAGACCGGGAAAAAUUGUGGCACAGUGGGGUGGGAGCUAGCGUUAAAUUAAGCCACAGGAGGCCUGCACGUCUUAUGUUAGUGAAGCAAAAACAGGAAGGAUACGUAUUCGAUCUUUGUUUCAACCGUGAACAGUUUAACCACGUUUCACUAUUUCCUUGCCAAGAUUGCUGUGUUUGUCAUCAUUGCGAAGUGGCUCGUGGUCAACAAAAGCGAUGUAUAGUCUUCUGGAAUAGAUUAAUAUUCAAUUUUGUGAGUGUGUCUCGUCAUCAGACUUGCGGUCAACAUUGGUCGCGCCAGCUUUGCUACGUUUGGUACGAAAGUUGAACAGACAAGACUUCAGUUCGCGGGCAAUUUGAACAAUUACCUUAGAUCCACUGAAAGGCCCAAGAGGCUCUUCGAAGUUCGGACUGGCGCACGAUUAUCGUGUAUUUAUUUCUUUCGAAAUAGGAUUACGCAUACACUAAAGCGGUGUCGACUCGAACUCUACAGGUCUUCCCGAAGUUGUUACAGCCAUGAAUAGCAGCAACGUAAGCGACCCAGGGGGACGGCAAUUUCAUUUCUACGUCGAACCGUUUUCCUUGCAGCUUGUACGGUUUAUUUUAGACGCCCUGAUUUUCGUGGCUGGCGUUCUGGGCAACGGACUGGUGUGUGUAGUGGUGGUUAAAGAACGUCUUUAUUGUUCUCUCGCUUACUGUUUGAUUCUUAACUUGGCAAUCAGCGAUUUAGGUAUCCUCCUAUUCAGCCUUCCAUUUGGCGUGAUGCGCACAGAGGAUAUCACCUGGCCGUUUGGAGAGUUUGGAUGUAAGGUGCUUUACCCGUUGAGCGACGUUUUCCACGGUGUUUCCAUCGCUAGCAUCACCGCCAUAGCCGUUUUUCGAUACCGGGGCAUCAUUUCCGGGCACGGUUUGAGCCAAAAGGGGACCAUGAAAACAGUCAAGGUUGUGAUUUUGUUAGUGUGGCUUCUGUCCUUUUUGCUGUUCGUGGUGCCGUUAUUUUUUGUCAUGAACUACGUGGAGUCUGGAGGCCGUGCGUUCUGUCAUCCCAAGUUUCCGAGUGUCACUUUCUACAAGCUGUACCAAGGGGAGACAGUGUUGUUAACCUAUCUUCUACCUUUGGCUAUUAUCCUCUUCACAUAUCUCCGUAUACGAAGGCGUUUGAACGAGAGCAUCGCCUUACACAGCCGGAUUCGUCGAGAGUCUCACAAGCGUCCUACCUCUUCAUCAUAUGGGGGAAGUCGGCGUGCAAGUGACCGCAAUUGCAAAGCGCUCAAGAUUUUAACUCCAGUUGUCCUGGUCUUCUUCAUGACGCUGUUGCCGUACAAUGUUUUUCGAGUGGUAGACAUGUUUCAGGACACUUCGCAGUUUGAGUAUUUGCUGUUUUUCUUUAAAGUAUGCAUCCUGUUUUUUGUCUGCAACAGCUCAGCUAAUCCUCUCAUCUAUGCUUUGUUCAGCGAGGACUUCCGAAAGGCUUUCAAGUGGCACGUAAAGCAUUGUUCUUCAUCUGGAAAACGUUCCAAGCUGUUUUUCCUCUCCGAAAAAGUUUCCUCAUUCCGCCGCGCCAGGUCGUUUUUCGCCCGCACUAGCGCGCGCGGUAAAGAGCAAGGCAGUUCGUCGGCUUCCGACGUUUUCGUGUAGUAGACAAUUUAGAUCUUUUUAAAUUCUCUUUUCUCGAAGAAAAGUUCACACCCAUUUCGUGAUGUUUUACUAUAACUGUUUAAUGCAUAAUUACUCUUAGGAAGAAGUCAUGUCGUGGGGUAUUCCAUUUUUAAAUUAGAUUUUGAUCAUGGAUUUUGAAGCGCUUUGUUGUAUCCCCUGCCGAGAGCGAAUGUUUCGGCGGAAUAUUACUAAGUUACGGCGGGGGAAGCACAUAUCUAAAUACGAAACAAUGUACUGUCAACAAAAUUGUAACGACAAAUACUUUGUGUGAUUUCUGGCAUACGUCUGGCACUCUCACUUCAAAGUAAUUUGCACGUAAUAUAUUUACAAAAAAGGAAUCGCUGAAUGCGGUAAACUUGACAAGACAGUGAAGACAGCGAAAGCUCAGACACAAUAGCGAGAUAUUAAAGGUUACUUGUUAAUCAUAAAACGUCGAAAUCGUUGAUGACUUAUGUUUUAGAGCAAGUUUCUUUUAUUUGACGGUGGUUUAAUUGCCUCUAUUCAAAAGAGUGUUCAGUCUUUUCAUCGGGAUUAUUAACAAUUCUCCUUUUUCCCUGUCAAUUUCGAGAAUAAGCGGUCUUCUAGGAAUGUAUUUUAAAUCUGUAUUGUAUUGUAUUGUAAGACCGACUCUGACAUGUUCUAGUGAUGUUCAAACAAAUAAAC